Messenger RNA from Siniperca chuatsi (mandarin fish), 3611 nucleotides. RefSeq names its product phosphatidylinositol 4,5-bisphosphate 3-kinase catalytic subunit alpha isoform-like. Lineage: Eukaryota; Metazoa; Chordata; Actinopteri; Centrarchiformes; Sinipercidae. Gene Ontology annotation, biological process: phosphatidylinositol 3-kinase/protein kinase B signal transduction; phosphatidylinositol-mediated signaling; phosphatidylinositol-3-phosphate biosynthetic process. Gene Ontology annotation, molecular function: 1-phosphatidylinositol-4-phosphate 3-kinase activity; 1-phosphatidylinositol-3-kinase activity. The record is from RefSeq and is a predicted model, not a curated record. Gene Ontology annotation, cellular component: phosphatidylinositol 3-kinase complex, class IA; phosphatidylinositol 3-kinase complex, class IB; cytoplasm.
AGCAGCAGCUUCCCUCUGCUUCUGCUGCUGCUGCCGGCUACAGGAACCGACAGACAGACAGGCAGACAGACAGACAGGCGGUCAGACAGACAGGUCAGACAGGUCUCCGGUGUUUGUAACGGGACUCUGUCUUUGUGUUAAAUAGAGAAUCAGCGGUGACUGAUGGAUCCACCGGCUGAAACAUAAACGGAGACAAAGACAGAAGAGGACAGACAGGCAGACAGACAGACAGACAGGCAGACAGACAGGCGCUAUGACCGGCAGGCACGAGCUCAGCCCAGCGCUGAGGUGAGGCAGCUUGUGAUUGGUGGUUGCCAUGGCACCCAGGCCAUCGUCAGGGGAGCUGUGGGGGCUCCACCUGAUGCCCCCCCGCAUCCAGGUGGACUGCUGCCUACCCAACGGGAUGAUGGUGAGUCUGGAGUGUCUCAGAGAAACUCCUCUCAUCAGCAUCAAGCAGCAGCUCUUCACCGAGGCCAGGAAGUACCCGCUGUACCACCUGCUGCAGGAGGAGUCCUGCUACAUCUUUGUGGGCGUGACCCAGGAGGCGGAGAGGGAGGAGUUUUACGAUGAGAUGAGGCGGCUGUGCGACCUCCGACUGUUUCACCCAAUCCUGAAGGUCAUCGAGCCGCUGGGCAACCGGGAGGAGAAGAUCCUGAACCGAGAGAUAGGAUUUGCCAUCGGGAUGCCGGUCUGUGAGUUUGAGAUGAUGAAGGACCCAGAAGUUCAGGACUUCCGCCGCUCCAUACUGAGCGUGUGCAGAGAGGCCAUGGAGCGAGGGUGGGGAGGGCCCCACAGCCAGGCGCUCUACGUUUACCCCCCCAACGUGGAAUCCAGCCCCCAACUCCCACAGCACAUCUACAGCAAGCUGGACAAAGGGAGGUUGAUCGUGACCAUCUGGGUGAUCGUGUCUCCGUCAAACUCCAAACAGAAAUACACCCUGAAGGUGAGUCAUGACAGUUUACCUGAGCAGCUGAUAGCAGAGUCCAUCAGGAAGAAAAGCCGAUCAAUGCACCUCUCUCCUCAACAGCUCCGCCUCUGUGUCCAGGAGUACCAGGGACAGUACAUCCUGAAGGUGUGUGGCUGUGAUGAGUACCUGUUGGAGAAGUAUCCUCUCAGUCAGUACAAGUAUAUCCGCUCCUGUAUCAUAGUGGGUCGUCUUCCUCACCUGAUGCUGGUCUCCAAAGACAGUCUCUACUCUCAGCUACCUGCCUCUGGCUUUGUCACGCCUUCAUACAGUCGUCGGACUCCUCAGCCGUCUCCCUGUCCAGGAGGAAGUGACGGUUCUCCUCCUCGCUCUCUGUGGGCCUUCAACACGCUGCUGAGGGUCCGACUGCUCUGUGCCACCUACGUCAACGUCAACAUCAGAGACAUCGACAAGAUCUAUGUGAGGACGGGUAUCUAUCAUGGUGGAGAGCCACUCUGUGACAACGUCAACACUCAGAGAGUCCCCUGCUCCAACCCCAGGUGGAACGAGUGGCUGACCUAUGACAUCUACCUGGCUGACCUCCCUCGCUCAGCCAGACUCUGCCUGUCUAUCUGCUCUGUGAAGGGAAGGAAAGGAGCCAAGGAGGAGCACUGUCCGCUGGCCUGGGGGAACGUUAACCUGUUUGACUACACGGACAUUCUGGUUUCGGGUAAAGUGGCUCUCAGUCUUUGGCCAGUCCCUCACGGCCUCGAGGACCUCCUGAAUCCCAUCGGAGUCGCUGGUUCAAAUCCCAACAAGGAGACUCCCUGUGUGGAGCUGGAGUUCUCCUGGUUUAAUCAGACUGUCGUGUUUCCUGAUGAGCAACAGAUAGAAGAGCACGCUAACUGGACCAUCAGCAGGGAGCUGGGCUACAACUACUGCCAUGGACUGAGCAGUCGUCUGGCCUGUGACAGCAGUGUUUCAGCAGGUGAUGCAGAGCAGCUUCGUUCUCUCUGCUCCAGAGAUCCUCUCUACGAGCUCUCAGAGCAGGAGAAGGACUUCCUCUGGAGACACAGACAUUACUGUGUAAACAUCCCAGAGUCUCUUCCUAAGCUGCUUUUGUCCGUCAAAUGGAACUCCAGAGACGAAGUGUCCCAGAUGUACUGUUUGUUGAAGGAGUGGCCUCUGAUGGAGCCUGAGUCGGCUCUGGAGUUGUUGGACUGUAACUUUCCUGAUCCGAUGGUCAGAGAGUUCGCUCUGCGCUGCCUGGUGCAAGGCCUGACAGACGACAAGCUGUCGCAGUACCUGCUGCAGCUCGUACAGGUGUUAAAGUAUGAGAUGUACCUGGACAAUCCUCUGGCUCGUUUCCUGAUUAAGAAAGCUCUGACCAAUCAGAGGAUAGGACACUUCUUCUUCUGGCAUCUCAAGUCUGAGAUGCACAAUAAGACGGUGUCCCGCCGGUUCGGUCUGCUGCUGGAGGCUUUCUGCAGAGCCUGUGGCAUGUACCUGAAACACCUGAACAGACAGGUGGAGGCCAUGGAUAAACUGGUGAAUCUGACCGACACACUGAAACAAGAGAAGAAGGACGAAACACAGAAAACUCAGAUGAAGUUCCUGGUUGAACACAUGUCUCGUCCAGAUUACAUGGAGGCUCUUCAGGGAUUCGUCUCUCCUCUGAACCCUGUUCACCAGCUGGGAAACCUCAGGCUGGAGGAGUGCAGGAUCAUGUCGUCGGCGAAGCGCCCCCUGUGGUUGAACUGGGAGAACCCUGACAUCAUGGCUGAGCUGCUCUUCACCAACAACGAGAUCAUCUUCAAGAACGGAGACGACCUGCGUCAGGACAUGCUGACUCUGCAGAUCAUUAAGAUCAUGGAGAACAUCUGGCAGAACCAGGACCUGGACCUGCGCAUGCUGCCGUAUGGCUGCCUGUCCAUCGGAGACUGUGUGGGUCUGAUCGAGGUGGUGAAGAACAGUUUCACCAUCAUGCAGAUUCAGUGUAAAGGAGGCCUGAAGGGGGCGCUGCAGUUCAACUCCAACACACUGCACCACUGGAUCAAAGACAAGAACAGAGGAGAGGCGUAUGACCGGGCCAUCGACCUGUUCACCAGGUCGUGUGCAGGUUACUGCGUAGCGACGUUCAUCCUGGGAAUCGGAGACCGACACAACUCCAACAUCAUGGUGAAGGAGAACGGACAGCUGUUCCACAUCGACUUUGGUCACUUCCUGGAUCACAAGAAGAAGAAGUUUGGGUACAAGAGAGAGCGAGUUCCCUUCGUUCUGACUCAGGACUUCCUCAUCGUCAUCAGUAAAGGAGUCCAGGAGUCGACCAAGACCAAGGAGUUCGAGAGGUUCCAGGAGAUGUGUUAUAAAGCCUACCUGGCCAUCCGUCAGCACGCCAGCCUCUUCAUCAACCUGUUUUCCCUCCUGCUCGGCUGCGGCAUGCCCGAACUGCAGAGCUUCGACGACAUCGCCUACCUGAGGAAAACCCUGGCUCUGGAGAAGAGCCAGCAGGAGGCGUUGGAGUAUUUCACCAAACAGAUGAACGACGCUCAUCACGGAGGCUGGAGCACCAAGAUGGACUGGAUCUUCCACACCAUCAGACACAUGCCCAACGAACACUGAUGUAGCACACACACACACACACACACACACACACACACACACACCAUCAGACACAUGCCCAACGAACACUGAUGUAGCACACACA